UUCUACAAGUACACGUUUUGUCUGUUCUGCACAACGAUGACAGCUGCUGGCAUGUGUUUCCUCGUCAGCGCGUCAGUGGGCGUGUUUGCUGUUGCACAGCUGCUGUUAGCCCUGCUGUACAUGACCAUGAUGGUGAGGGCAAAUAGCUGUUUAAGAAACGGAGAAUUAUAAACGUAUAAAGUAUCCAAUGUUGUAAUUGCACUAUGAAAACAUCUGAACGAAUAGCACCAUGACCCCCAAGCCUCACCAAGCCAAUGGGAUCGGAUUUUUAGUUUUGUAGUUUUUCGUAGUCCCAUGUGAGAGCUGAGCAGUAUUUUGGCGCGCCAAAGAAACACCAGGGAGUUUGAUUACACCACGACCAGAGACUAACUCCCCAGGUCAAGAACAAUCAUGAGAAAAAAACAAUUACCACAAUCAUGAAGACUGUGAGUGAACAGGUACAAACUGAUAAGUUGAAACAUAAAUGAACACAUCUAUUUGACAUUGCAAGUUAAUCUGAGAAGAUGUAUUGUUUUAGAAUUCCUAUCUAUUUUUUUGUUCAUCAAAACAGGGACAUGUUUCUGCUCAUGUUGAUGUGUAAAUAUAAAUGAAGUCAUUUAAAUACCACCGUCAUGGACUUUUCUGGCUUGAGGUAUUAAAAAAAGUUUGAAUACUUAACUGAUUUAAUUCUUUGAGUUAGUUUUCACUAUCACAACUAGAACUGGAUGUUGGUUUUGUUAACAGUUGUUUGCAGGAUUCCUGAUCAACUUUGAUUCUAUCGGACCGUGGUUAAACUGGGCACAGUACCUCAGUUUCUACAAGUACUCUUUAACAGUAAGUACCGAUUCUUGA
Messenger RNA from Lymnaea stagnalis (great pond snail), 831 nucleotides. NCBI's taxonomy places the organism in Eukaryota, Metazoa, Mollusca, Gastropoda, Lymnaeidae. The record is from the annotation of a GenBank genome assembly.